Molecule: messenger RNA, 3784 nt
Organism: Eucalyptus grandis
Lineage: Eukaryota; Viridiplantae; Streptophyta; Magnoliopsida; Myrtales; Myrtaceae
Product: RNA-dependent RNA polymerase 6
Exons: 2
Coding region: 23-3613 (1196 amino acids)
Biological process (GO): siRNA processing
Cellular component (GO): nuclear RNA-directed RNA polymerase complex
Molecular function (GO): RNA binding; RNA-directed RNA polymerase activity
Source: RefSeq, a predicted model, not a curated record
GACCAGUGUGUUUGGAAGAAAAAUGGAGACAAAAAGAGCUAGGAAAGACAUAGUGAUGGCCCAAAUUAGUGUCAGUGGAUUUGAUCAAAAUGUGACAGCAAAGGAGUUGGUGAAAUAUUUGGAAAAUACAGUUGGCCCUAUCAGGAGGUGUAGAUUGAAAACUUCCUGGACGCCCCCAGAUUCUUAUCCAGAUUUUGAGGUCACGAGGUUUGAUACCAUGCAUUUAGUGAAUGAAUAUAGAAAGGUGGAGCCACAUGCUUUUGUGCACUUUGCUUUGCCUGAAGCUGCAACCUCAGCUCAUGAGCUUUCACUGCACAAUGGGCUCUUUUUGAACAAUAAACGGUUGAAAGUCAGCCUGGGACCUGAGAAUCCAUUCCAUGCAAAUCAGAGGAGGACUACCACUCCUUUUAAGUUGCCUGAAGUGUGCCUAGAGAUAGGAAACUUGAUUGCACCGAAGGAGUUUCUGGUAGGGUGGAGAGGACCCUCAUCUGGGGUUGAUUUUUUUGUUGAUCCUUUUGAUAGUAAGUGCAGGUUCUGCUUCACCAGGAAAACAGCGCUUUCUUUCAAGGACCUGUCCUUCUAUGCUGUGAUAAAUUGUGAAUUUAAGAUGGAGUUCUUGGUGAGCGAUAUCAUUGAGAUCAGUCAGUACAGAGAGAUGUCGUCUAUUGUUAUAUUCUUGCAGCUGGGUUCAGCUCCUCGUGUGUAUUAUAGAACUGCUGAUGAUGACAUGGAAAUACCAGUUUCACUUGACCUGUUGGAUGAUCAAGAUCCUUGGAUUCGAACUACAGAUUUCACAGUUAGUGGGGCUAUCGGUCGGUGUAAUACCUACAGAGUGUCAGUUCCGCCACACCAUGGACUGAAGUUGAAGAAGGCCAUGGAUUACCUUAGGGGACAAAGGGUGCAGGAAUGCUCCCCUAGACGGUUCCUGAAGAUCCAGGAUGAGCCUAAUUUUGGGAGGCCUAUGUUUGAUGCCUUCUUCUCUAUUCAUCAGGAGGGGAUACCUUUCGAUGUCAUGUUCCUGUUGAAUGCUGUCAUCCACAAGAACGUGUUCAACCAACACCAGCUAUCAGAGAGUUUCUAUGGACUACUGAAAAGUCAACCAAAGGAGGUGAACAUUGCAGCACUAAAGCACAUUUGCUCUUUCAAACGCCCAGUCUUGGAUGCAGACAAGAGGCUGAAACUUGUUCAAGAAUGGCUGCUGAAGAAUCCCAUACUUGUUAAAAACCAGAAAGAGUUGAACGACAUUGUUGAAAUAAGGAGGCUCAUUGUAACUCCAACCAAAGCACAUUGUCUUCCACCUGAAGUGGAGCUAUCCAACAGGGUGCUCCGGCACUAUAAGGAUGUUGCUGACAGGUUCUUGAGGGUGACCUUUAUGGACGAAGGCCUGGAGAUGAUCAAUGCUAAUGUCCUCAAAUAUUAUGUUGCACCCAUCUUAAAGGAUAUCAAGUCGGUCUCCUUUUCCCAGAAGACCACAAUUUUUAAAAGGGUGAGGACGAUAGUGAUGGAUGGGUUUUCUCUUUGUGGCCGGAGAUACUCGUUUCUGGCUUUCUCACCAAACCAACUUAGGGACCAGUCCGCUUGGUUUUUUGCUGAGGACGAAGACAUUGAUGUGAAAAAGAUCUGGGCGUGGAUGGGAAAGUUCAAUAACAGGAACGUUGCAAAAUAUACUGCUCGGAUGGGACAGUGCUUCUCAUCCACAUAUGCGACUGUGGAAGUUCCGCGAAAGGAAGUACAUCAUGAUCUUCCAGAUAUUGAGAGGAAUGGCUAUUGUUUCUCUGAUGGAAUUGGCAUGAUAACACCUGAUCUUGCCAGGGAAGUAGCAGAGAAGCUGAAACUGGAACUCAACACACCUGCUGCAUAUCAGAUUCGUUAUGCCGGUUACAAGGGCGUAGUAGCCUGCUGGCCAAGGAAAGGUGAUGAUGGUAUUCGACUGUCUUUGAGCCGUAGUAUGAACAAAUUCCGGUCGAACCACACCACCCUGGAAAUAUGUUCCUGGACCACAUUUCAGCCUGGCUUUCUGAAUAGGCAGAUUGUGACAUUGCUUUCAGCAUUGAAGGUGCCAGAUGAGGUAUUCUGGGACAUGCAGGAAAAAAUGGUUUUCAAAAUAAACCAGAUGCUUGUGGAUUCAGAUGUGGCAUUUGAUGUCCUUACAUCUUCCUGUGCCCAGCAGGGAAACACUGCGGCAAUAAUGUUGAGUGCUGGUUUUAGGCCCCAGUCAGAACCUCAUUUGAAAGGGAUGCUCAUCUGCAUACAAGCAGCACAACUGUGGGCCCUCAAGGAAAAGGCUAGAAUAUUUGUUCCCUCUGGGAGGUGGUUGAUGGGCUGUUUGGAUGAGCUAGGAGUUCUUGAACAAGGUCAGUGCUUUAUUCAAGUGUCUAGUCCAGCCUUGGAGAACUGCUUCAUAAAACACGGCUCCAGAUUUUCUGAGACUAAAAAGAACCGACAAGUGAUCAAUGGGUGCAUUGUAGUAGCCAAAAAUCCAUGUCUACACCCUGGCGAUAUAAGGAUUCUGGAAGCAGUCGAUGCUCCAGAGCUACACCAUCUGUAUGAUUGUCUUGUUUUUCCUCAAAAUGGGGAGAGGCUUCACACAAAUGAAGCUUCAGGGAGUGACCUUGAUGGGGACCUCUACUUUGUCACGUGGGAAGAAAAUCUCAUUCCACCUAGUAAGAAGAGCUGGACUCCCAUGCAGUAUGAUUCUGGAGAAGAGAAAAAGCUGCCCCAUGAUGUUACCCAGAAGGACAUCAAAGACUUCUUUGUUAAGCAUGUUCUGAAUGAGAACCUGGGGACAAUCUGCAGUGCGCACAUGGUUCAUGCUGACCGUAGCGAACAUGGGGCUCUGGAUGAGAACUGCAUUCUAUUGGCCGAGUUGGCUGCCACUGCUGCUAAUUUUCCAAAGACUGGAAAGCUUGUCACUAUGCCUCGACAUCUGAAACCAAAACAGUUCCCAGACUUUAUUGGGACAGAGGAAUUCCAAACCUACAAAUCAACUAAAAUCUUGGGCAGACUCUACCGCCAGAUUAAAGAUGCUUUUGAUGAAGAUUUGAAUUCCUCUGAACCAAAUUGCAUCCCUAAGGAUAUUCCCUAUGAUAAAAGUAUUGAGGUCCCGGGUGCUCCGAAUUUCAUUUAUGAAGCAUGGGACCAUAAGUGCUCCUAUGAUGGGCAGCUGAGCGGGCUCCUGGGCCAGUACAACGUGAACAAUGAAGUAGAGUUAGUGACUGGUCAUGUUUGGUCCAUGCCAAAGUAUGCAAGCCGCAAGCAAAGGGAGCUGAAGGAGAGACUCAAGCACUCUUAUACUGCAUUAAGGAAAGAAUUCCGAGAGAAAUUCGAAAUGUCGGAUUCCUAUUAUGAGUUGUUGAGUGAUGAAGAGAGGAAUUUGCUGUAUGAGCAAAAGGCAUCAGCCUGGUACCAGGUUACCUACCAUCCAAACUGGGUGAAAAAGUCAGUGGACUUGCAUGAGCACGAUGAUGGAGGUACAAGUACCUUGAAGUUAAGCUUUGCUUGGAUUGCUGCUGACUUCCUUGCUCGGAUAAAGAUUCGGAAGCAAUAUGGUAGGAACCUUGACUCAGCCAAGCCCAUCAACUCUCUUUCCAAGUACAUUGCAGACCGUAUCUGAAAGUGGUGAUUAGCUGUAAGAUCCAUGGUAAGGUGUUGGUCAAGAAUUUUGUGGUUACAAGGCCACUCUGCCAAUUGUAGUGGGUAUCCAUUUCAUAUUUCAAGUUGUUUGUUUUGUGAAUUUAUCGAUUGCAAGGAUUUGUGGAAAUUAAGGACAUUGGAACGAGCCUUU